Messenger RNA from Lottia gigantea (owl limpet), 2598 nucleotides. RefSeq lists its product as hypothetical. Gene Ontology annotation, biological process: negative regulation of cytoplasmic translation. The transcript has 8 exons. Gene Ontology annotation, cellular component: neuron projection; synapse; nucleus. Gene Ontology annotation, molecular function: ribosome binding; translation factor activity, RNA binding; mRNA 3'-UTR binding. NCBI's taxonomy places the organism in Eukaryota, Metazoa, Mollusca, Gastropoda, Lottiidae. The record is from RefSeq and is a predicted model, not a curated record. Bases 1 to 852 code for a protein of 283 amino acids.
AUGACUAAUGUAGAUCCUUAUGCUAUUGAUAGAGCUGCUAGACUACAUAGAAAUGCUGCCUCUGUAAGUGAAGCAAGUUGUACCUGGAGUGGUCAAUUACCACCAAGAACUUAUAAAAACCCUACAUAUUCCUGUAAAGUUUUCCUGGGUGGUGUUCCCUGGGAUAUAACUGAACCUGGUUUACAGGCUGCUUUCAGUAAAUUUGGUUCUUUGAAAAUUGAAUGGCCAGGCAAGGAUGGUUAUGUUUAUCUAUUAUUUGAUUGUGAGAAGUCAGUUCGAGCGUUGUUACAAUCCUGUACACAUGACUUCAGUAGUGGUGAUUACUAUUAUAAAAUAUCUAGUCGUAGAAUGAGAUCAAAGGAGGUUCAAGUAAUACCAUGGGUAUUGGGAGAUAGCAAUCAUGUCCGUCAACCAUCACAGAGACUAGAUUCUAAUAAAACUAUAUUUGUUGGUGCUCUACAUGGUAUGAUAACAGCUGAAGCUCUGGCCUGUAUUAUGAAUGAUUUGUUUGCUAAUGUUGUUUAUGCUGGAAUAGAUACUGAUAAACACAAGUAUCCAAUAGGAUCUGGAAGAGUCACAUUUAGUAAUAGAAAGAGUUAUAUGAAAGCUGUCCAAGCUGCAUUUAUUGAAAUUAAAACAACAAAAUUCAGUAAGAAGAUUCAGAUUGAUCCAUAUCUAGAUGAUGCUAUAUGUUCAAUGUGCAGUAUUCAACAAGGUCCAUAUUUUUGUCGAGAGUUGGUGUGUUUUAAGUAUUUCUGUCGUUCAUGUUGGUAUUGGCAACAUGCUAUAGAGAAUAUGAGACACCAUAAACCAUUAACAAGGAAUACUAAAAAUACCAGUCUUUCCAUUUAAACAGAUUAUGAUCAAUGACAUUUUGGAUACAGAAAGAAAAUAACACAUUUUUUACAAGAUUUUUUUUUGUUAUUUUAUUUAUAUUAUGUUGAAUUUUAUGCACAGUUGAAUAAUGAAAUAAAAAGUGCUAUUGUUAUUUAUUUAUAAUUGUAAUAUUUCAUUAUUUAUAUUAGGUCUCAUUUCAAAUUGUUGAAUUUUUAUAAAUUACAAAGUAUAAGAAAUGAAUUUGGAUUUAAUUCAACAAUUUGUCGUGCAAAAUUAUUCUGAUUCUGCAGGGAAAUGUCUUUCAAUAGUGCUAAAUAAAAGUGUUGAAAUUUGUUGUGGAUUUUUGAAAUUGUCAUAAAAAUGGCACAUCUGGAUUUUUUAUUUGAAAUGAGUGAUUUUUAUGACAAAUGAUGUACAUAAUGUUCAAAAGUGGUUCAAGAAUGAAUUGAGAAAAAAAUUGCUAAAAAAAAUGAUUUGAAUUUGUAACAAGUGCUCAUUUAUUUAAUUUUUGUCUUAGAUUAUUGUUCAUUAUUUUUUUCAUAUCUUUCGGAAAAGGGUUUUUUACUUUCUUUAAGAAAAAACGGAAAAAGUUGAAAAAAAAAAAUAGUUUAUAUCUUUAACCAUUAUUUCUUUGAUUAAAAACAUAAUUUCAAAUUUAUACAUGACUUAAGUUUCUGUAGACUGAAGAAAUAGUGUUCUGAUGCAAUUUAAUUAAUUUAAUUAUAUUUCUAGUUAAAAUUUUCCAUAUCAUUAAUGCUUAAAUUUUAUGCUUAAUUUUAAAAUAAACAAAAUUCUUAAGAUAUCAUGAUUUUGAAGACCAAAUUCCCAUAACAUUCCAUUUUUAUUUCAAAUCUUUAAUCAUCUUUUAUUACAUGUAUCUAUGUUCUUUUUAUAUUUUGUAACUUUUGCUGCUUUUUAUGUUGAAAAAGUGUUUGAAAAUGAUUUUUAAUAAGACAAUAGCUUGAUGGUAAUUUUGGGCCUAUUUCUGUACUUUUUGGCCUGCUGGUUCCCAAUUUGUCAAUUAUUUAAAUCUACAGUCAAAAUCAAAGAUCUGUAAUAAAUUGUUUACUUCAAAAGUCAAGUCAAACUAUCUGUAAUAAGUAGCAUAUCAAUUUUGCCAAAAUGUAAUAACAAACAGUGGCCCUAUAAGAAAUAAUGCCUCUGUCUUGUUUAAAAGUUCUAAAAUACAUAGAACAUCCUUUUUUGAAGUCUGAAAUAAGUCUUGCUAGUUAUGAAGAUACAGAAUAAGCCUAAUAUGACCUAUAGAUAAUCUAUUUUAUUAGGGAAAAUUAAGAUAAGCUACAAUCAAACUUCAAUGUUGCUGUGCCUAUUAGAAUCUUUUAAUUGCUUGCUUUAAAUCCAAUUUUACCUAAAAUAUCCCAACUGAUUUUACCAAACCUAAAUAUAUCAAACAAGUAUAAAUUUUUACCCUUUGUAAAUGCUCAGUAAAUCUGUUUUAGUAAAUCAACUCUAUUUGUAGGACUUAGUACCAACUGUUUUUUAAUCCCUUUUAAAUUGGACUCUUUCAAUUCAUUGGUUAAAGUACUAUCAAUGACUCCAUAUGAAAUGACUAAUAUUGGUACUUGUAUAUCAUUUUGUAUAUCACAUAAAUAAUGUGAUAUUGGGAUUAUGAGAGUGGCUUGGAAAUCGACUAAGAAUAUGGACUCGAGAAAAUGUAACUGUAUAAAUGUUAUUUAAGGCAUAAAGAAAAUGAUGUAUUUUUUGGUGAACUUAAGAUUUAGAUAAAAGUAUACCAACAUC